CACACCCUCUGUUAUUGAAAACCCUAAGAGCGGAGGAAAGGUUCCCCUCUUUGAAUGACAGAAACAGCACGAUGUGGCGCUCCGGCUUGCUUCUCUUCUGGGGGUGUUGUGGUAUAUAUACCUGGGAAACAUCCACAUUCUCCCCAUUGCAAACAGCAACGCCACGUUGGUGGCCGUGGGAGACGUCGACAAGGAACGGUGUGGAUGAGUGUUUGGCGGACACCACCACGUGCCCAGCGUUUGCCACCUGCACCAACACCCCGGGAAGUUACUACUGCACUUGCAAACGAGGCUUCCUGUCCAGCAACAGGCAGCUGCGGUUCAAGGGCCCGGGAGUGGAAUGUGAGGAUAUAGAUGAAUGUUCGUGGAGCCCCCCGCAGUGUGGUGCUCAUUCCAUCUGCAAAAACCAGCUGGGGAGGUACAGGUGCAGCUGCAUGCCUGGAUUCUCUUCUCCCACUGGAAAUGACUGGGUCCCUGGGAAGCCAGGCUCUUUUGCCUGCACAGACAUCAAUGAAUGCCUCUUCAGCGGGGUCUGUCCAGAGCACUCGGAAUGUACCAAUUCCUUGGGAAGCUACAGUUGUAGCUGCCGAGCUGGAUUCAUCUCUAAAAACUCCAUCUGUGAAGAUGAGGAUGAAUGUGCCAAUCCCAGAGUUUGCCCAGAGCGGGCGACUUGCCACAACAGUUUUGGAAGCUACUCUUGUGUCUGCAACCCAGGAUUUGAAUCCAGCAGUGGACAGAUGAGUUUCAAGGGCCUGGGAGAGAUGUGUGAGGAUGUGGAUGAGUGUUCCAGGAACUCGACCCUCUGUGGUCCACAUUCUGUCUGCACCAACGUCCCAGGAAAAUACAAUUGCUCCUGCCUGCCUGGGUUUUUCUCGCCUGAAUCUUGGACCCCUGAGAAACCAGAGGCUUUCAAAUGUACAGAUCUUGACGAGUGCCCUGGCAAGUGCCCUUCCAGUGCCGCAUGCACCAACACCCCUGGGAGCUACUUUUGCACCUGCAACACUGGCUAUGCAGCAAACAACGGACAGUUGGACUUCACAGACCAAGAAGUGGAAUGUAAAGAUAUUGAUGAGUGCUUUCAAGAUCCAUCACGAUGUGGCCCCAAUUCUGUCUGCACCAACGUCCCGGGCUCUUAUAGCUGUAGCUGCCUUGUGGGGUUUCGUCCCAAUCCAGAAGGCUCUUUGGACUUCACCUGCAAAAGGGUUCCCUUCAAGUGUAAAGAAGAAAUUAUACUCAAUAAUGAACGGGCCCAGCUAUGCCAAUCGGGAGCAGCAUUGGAGCCUGAAUAUGUCUCCUUCUGUGCACUAAUGAAUGCCACCAUCAGCGUUCUGGAUGACACCUGUCAAAACAAAACCACUGCCACUUCUCUGAAGAGUACGGCUGAGAGCUUCGCUUCUGUGCUUGACCAAACAUCCACAUGGUCCAACUUCACCAGAGAAGAGACCUCCACCCUGGCCACGGUCUUCCUGGAGAGCGUGGAAAGCACGACAUUGGCUGCUUUACUGAAACCCUCCACGAAUGCCAGUCAGACUGUUCGGACGGAAUAUUUAGACAUUGAGAGCAAAAUUAUCAAAAAAGAAUGCAGCGAUGAGGACCUGGCCUUCAACUUGAAAGCCAGAGGGGAUGAGCUGAAGAUCAGGUGCUCCACCAUCAAAGAAUCUGAAUCCACAGGGACCACUGGAGUGGCCUUUGUCUCCUUAGUGGGGAUGGAGUCUGUUUUAGAUGAGACGUUCUUCCAAGACCCUCAGGCCCCCUCGGCCAACUCCAAGAGGAAGCUAAGGAUAAAUUCUCACAUUGUUCAGGGCAUCAUGACCGGGAACAGGAGAGAAGGGUUCUCUAAGUCAGUCAUCUACACUCUGGAGAAUAUUGAGCCCAAGCAGAAGUCUGAGAGGCCCAUCUGUGUCUCCUGGAGAGCAGACGGGAAGGGCGGCAGGUGGGUGCCGUCUGGCUGCGUGAUCUUUGAAGCUUCUGAGACUCACACUGUCUGCAGCUGCCGUCGGAUGGUGAAUCUGGCCGUCAUCAUGGCUUCUGGGGAGCUCACGAUGGAGUUCUCCCUGUACAUCAUUAGCCACGUGGGCAUGGCCAUCUCCCUGGUGUGUCUCGUCUUGGCCAUUGCUACCUUCCUGCUAUGCCAAACCAUUCGCAACCGCAACACCUACCUCCAUCUGCAUCUCUGUGUGUGCCUCUUCCUGGCCAAGGUUGUCUUCCUCACCGGUAUAGACAAGACAGACAACCAGCUGGUCUGCGCCAUCAUUGCGGGGAUUCUGCACUACCUUUUCCUCGCCUGCUUCUUCUGGAUGCUGGUGGAGGCCACGAUGCUCUUCCUCAUGGUCAGAAACCUGAAGGUGGUGAAUUACUUCGGCUCUCGCAACAUCAAGAUGCUGUACCUCUGUGCCUUUGGCUAUGGGCUCCCUGGGCUGGUGGUGGCUGUCUCUGCCGCUGUGCAACCAAAGGGCUAUGGGAUGCAUAAUCGCUGCUGGCUGAACACAGAGACGGGGUUCAUCUGGAGCUUCCUGGGCCCAGUUUGCACGAUCAUAAUGAUCAAUUUCGUCCUCCUGACGUGGACCUUGUGGAUCCUGAGGCAGAAGCUUUCCAGUGUCAAUGCUGAAGUCUCCACCCUCAAAGACACCAGGUUGCUGACGUUCAAGGCCUUUGCCCAGCUCUUCAUCUUGGGGUGCUCCUGGGUGUUGGGCAUUUUCCAGAUUGGACCGGUGGCCAGUGUCAUGGCCUACCUCUUCACCAUCAUCAACAGCCUGCAGGGAGCCUUCAUCUUCUUCAUCCACUGUCUGCUCAGCCGCCAGGUACGGGAAGAAUACAGGCGAUGUUUCACCGGGAAGACCAAACCCAGAUCCCAGUCCCAGACCUCAGGAAUCUUACUGUCAUCUGGGCCCUCCACUUCCAAAAUGGGUUGAAGCCCUCUUUUGCUUUCAAAUACACUAUGGGGUAACAUUUGAGAAAAGCAGGUGCCUGCAGGAGCCUACGCUGAAAUCUACUCUUUGAAGCUUAAUGCAGAAAUGUGGGAUACUGCCAGCCCCAGAACUCUCUGGGAAACAAAAGUUUCUGUUCCAGAUGAACAUUUCAUCUUUUGUUAUCUGCACCUCCUUCAAUUUCCAGAGUUUGUGGAAAUAACAGAUCCCAGUGCAAUGGCACGCCCAAGACGAUCUGGCUAUUAUUCUGUUUUCUCUUAAGCUCUCUGAUAUGUGGUCGCAAAUGUUCCUUCUCCAGCACCUGUCACAUGCCUGACCUAGAGCAGCCCUCAAUAAAUGAUUUGUCAUCUGA
Molecule: messenger RNA, 3279 nt
Organism: Manis pentadactyla (Chinese pangolin)
Lineage: Eukaryota; Metazoa; Chordata; Mammalia; Pholidota; Manidae
Gene: ADGRE1
Product: adhesion G protein-coupled receptor E1
Exons: 23
Coding region: 72-2912 (946 amino acids)
Biological process (GO): cell surface receptor signaling pathway; adenylate cyclase-activating G protein-coupled receptor signaling pathway
Cellular component (GO): membrane
Molecular function (GO): G protein-coupled receptor activity; calcium ion binding
Source: RefSeq, a predicted model, not a curated record